Molecule: messenger RNA, 1788 nt
Organism: Fraxinus pennsylvanica
Lineage: Eukaryota; Viridiplantae; Streptophyta; Magnoliopsida; Lamiales; Oleaceae
Source: the annotation of a GenBank genome assembly
AUGGAAGCGAAGAAGAUGAUGGAAGGUGGAUUAUACGCCGUCGUUUUGAUCCUAUUGUGCACCUCAAUUCAGGUGAGAUCGGACGGAUCAGAUCAUAAAUACAAAGUCGGAGAUCCAGUGCCUCUUUACGCGAAUAAAGUUGGACCUUUUCAUAACCCUAGUGAAACAUACCGCUUCUUUGAUCUUCCUUUCUGUUCCCGAGCUAAACCGAAAGAUAAGAAGGAAGCUCUUGGGGAAGUGUUGAAUGGAGAUCGUCUUGUAAGUGCUCCUUAUAAACUUGACUUUUUGCAAGAUAAAGACUCUGAAAUUGUCUGCGAGAAGAAGUUGUCAGAGGAAGAAGUAGCGCAGUUCCGCAGUGCUGUCUCAAAAGAUUACUAUUUCCAAAUGUAUUAUGACGAUUUGCCCAUUUGGGGUUUCUUGGGGAAGGUUGAGAAGGAAGGAAAAUCUGACCCCAGCGAGUAUAAAUAUUAUCUAUACAAGCAUAUCCAUUUCGAGAUCCUUUACAAUAAAGAUCGAGUUAUUGAGAUUAAUGCACAAACUGACCCUAAUGCCCUUGUAGACCUCUCUGAGGAUAAGGAAGUUGGAGUAGAGUUCACGUACUCAGUAAAAUGGAAGGAAACUAAUACUCCUUUUGAGAGGAGAAUGGAGAAGUACUCAAAGUCUUCUUCACUGCCUCAUCACUUGGAAAUUCAUUGGUUUUCAAUAAUCAACUCCUGUGUGACAGUUCUCCUCCUAACUGGUUUCUUGGCUACUAUUCUUAUGCGGGUCCUUAAAAAUGAUUUUGUCAAGUACACUCAUGAUGAGGAGACUGCUGAUGAUCAAGAGGAAACUGGGUGGAAGUACAUCCAUGGUGAUGUAUUCAGGUAUCCGAAGUACAAAUCUUUGUUUGCGGCAGCCCUUGGUUCUGGAACCCAGUUGUUUACCCUCACGAUCUUUAUUUUCAUCCUUGCACUGGUUGGUGUAUUUUAUCCUUACAAUCGUGGAGCUCUGUUCACCGCACUGGUUGUCAUUUAUGCCCUUACAUCUGGGAUUGCUGGCUAUACUGCAUCCUCUUUUUAUUGCCAGCUAGAAGGAACUAACUGGGUCAGAAAUUUAUUGUUGACUGGAAGUCUGUUUUGCGGUCCACUGCUUCUUACGUUUUGCUUCCUUAAUACGGUUGCCAUUGCUUACAAUGCAACUGCUGCACUGCCAUUCGGUACUAUUGUGGUCAUCUUUCUCAUAUGGGCUCUUGUUACAUCACCUUUGUUAGUCUUGGGUGGAAUAGCAGGAAAAAAUAGCAAAGCAGAGUUUCAGGCUCCUGUUCGUACCACGAAAUACCCACGAGAGAUCCCACCACUACCUUGGUAUCGUGGAACUCUGCCUCAGAUGGCAAUGGCUGGAUUCUUGCCUUUCAGUGCUAUAUAUAUUGAACUUUACUACAUAUUUGCCAGUGUGUGGGGCCACAGAAUCUAUACCAUUUACAGUAUUUUAUUUAUAGUCUUCAUCAUCCUCUUGAUUGUUACUGCUUUUAUUACUGUGGCAUUAACAUACUUCCAGCUUGCUGCCGAAGAUCAUGAGUGGUGGUGGAGGUCUUUCCUUUGUGGUGGAUCAACUGGGCUAUUCAUAUAUGGCUACUGCCUGUAUUACUAUUAUGCACGAUCUGAUAUGUCCGGCUUCAUGCAAACCUCAUUCUUCUUUGGAUACAUGGCUUGCAUUUGCUAUGGUUUCUUUCUUAUGCUUGGGACAGUCGGUUUCCGUGCAGCGCUCUUUUUUGUCCGCCAUAUAUACCGGUCAAUCAAGUGCGAGUAG